AUGUUUGGCUUCUCAGCCAAACGUCAGAGAGAGCACGAUGGACUGCUCGAUCUCGACGAGAGCGCCAUUCAUGACAGGAAGAAACUUCGCCCUCUAGCCUUACACACUUCUCCCAAUACGUUCGAUCUACCCUCGGUCACUCCUAACGCUCAGCUUGCUCCUCAAUUUCGCCCUUCAGCUUUGACUCCCGUGGAAUCAUCAGACGACGACGAUAAUGAUGGUGAUCAUAAGUUCCCGAGUAACGGAACGGCAGAUGCUGCGUCCUGUGUGCAUCCACCUCAGCACGGCCUUCCCCCCUCUUCCCUCGCGAUAGAAACGGCAAUGGACGUCGAUGCUGGAAGAGAGAUACCACCCAUGAUCGGCGGAAACUUGUCGCACUGGCCGCCGAGUGUAUAUGGUAAUGGCAGUGUUCAACCGUCGCCCAUCCCACACAAUCUCGUCAACCAGUCACUGAACAUCAAUGGAGGACGUACACCAAUCACGAACGCUACUACCCCCACAUACGGAUAUCCUCUAGAAAACGGGCCGCCUGCAGAUCUCGUGGGAUCUGAUACGAUGGUAUCUACUGAUGAAAUGGUUUCAAAAAAUGCAAGCCUCGGAAAGAACCAUGAGACGGCUUGGUGGUGCCGUCAACGUCUCCCGAGUCCAAUCAGCGAAGACGGGAAUGCCCCAGUGAGCAGCGAUAAAGCCUCUCCAACGGAUGCUGAGAUGGCAUACAACUCAUCCCGUCCUGCGUCACCCCCUCUAUUCCACCAUCACGAGCAAAGGAACGAUUCCCCCAAAGAUCAGCCCCUAACAGGUCCUUGGAUGGAGACUGAGCCGUCGUCCAUGUCUAUUGAACAAACAAAGCAACCGGCCAACAACUCUCCUGGCAAGAAAAAGAUAACAUUUUCCAUGGGAUAUCGCGCUGAUUGUGAUAAGUGCCGUCGCAAGGUACCUGGCCAUUACAGCCACAUCAUACGUGCAUAG
Aspergillus wentii DTO 134E9 is the source of this 969-nucleotide messenger RNA. RefSeq lists its product as uncharacterized. The record is from RefSeq and is a predicted model, not a curated record. The coding region runs from base 1 to 969 and encodes 322 amino acids. The transcript has 2 exons. Lineage: Eukaryota; Fungi; Ascomycota; Eurotiomycetes; Eurotiales; Aspergillaceae.